This is a messenger RNA of Fusarium musae, 1356 nucleotides long. RefSeq lists its product as uncharacterized. The transcript has a single exon. The record is from RefSeq and is a predicted model, not a curated record. Lineage: Eukaryota; Fungi; Ascomycota; Sordariomycetes; Hypocreales; Nectriaceae. The coding region runs from base 1 to 1356 and encodes 451 amino acids.
AUGGAAGCUGAACACACAUUCUCUGCUGGUGGCACCAAACUUCCAAUCGAAGUUAUUUUGUUGAUUGUUGAGAAUCUGCUCCCUCAAAAUGAUGCGACGCGACCGAUCCUCCCCGCAUCACAUCCUAUCACGAAAACACUCGUGUCUUUGACGACGGUGUGCAAAGCAAUACAUCCCACUGCUAGCAAACUCAUCUGGCAAAACUGUCUCUACAUAGAUACAAAGUCAAAACUUCGCAGAUUUAGACGAUACAUCUCGCAAAAGAGCCCAGUCACCGGGCAAUCACCGUGUGAAGCCUAUGGCUCGACGAGACUAUAUCUCAGCCCAUUACAUUACAAGUUUGAUACUGCUUCCACUUAUGAGGCCGUCGCCCCGUCUGUUCGUCGCGGUAAGGAGAAGCCUGGCCGUAUGAGCGACGGCUCGGACAGUGACAUGGAAAGUGAUCAAAGUGAAGAAUGGACUGAUGGAUCACAAACCGGGAGUGAUCGCGCACCUCAUUCAAGAACUCCUGUGGAUGAUGGAUAUUCUGUAUACUCAACGCAUAAUUGGAGAGACGCACCAAUGCAGGACCUUCGAACGAUCCACAUUCUCAAAGAUGUUCUCAUUACUCUUGCACCAGUCCUCAAGACCAUCAUCGUGGAUAUGCCCUUGAGAGAUUUAAGUCCUACACAAAACAAAGACAUCUUGGAGCCCCUCAGACAAGGGUUCGAGGCUCUGGUCAACAUCGAAGAACUUAUCAGUGUUAAAGACGAAUUAUACGUUGAUACGGAUACUGAAGUUAUACAACCCCAUGUCUUUAUCAAAUGGCCGAAACUGAGACGUUUAUGUCUGUACAACGUCAUGGCUGCGGAUACAUUCUUCGAAGAUAUGGCCUCGUGUCCCCAAUUAGAUACGGCUGUUUUCGUGCGGCCUGAUCUCGCAGAUGAUGUCAAAGGAGAGUGGGCGGUGGCCUGGGCCAAAAUCAACCUCCGAGAAACGAAGGAUGACGGUUCAGUAUAUAAAGGGCCCAAGAUCUCAAUGGCUUUCUGCGACUGGCCGCCCUACCUAUAUGACUUCAGUAACAAGAUACCUCACUGGCAAGAAGUUGACCCUGACAACAAAAUCACUGUUUCAACCGUGGCUACGCAUGAAAGAUACGAUAGAAGAUCAAGAAGAAGGGGGCCCAUUGCCUCAUGUCAGGAUUGGAUCAGGGAUCACGCUUUGAGAGGUACGAUUUGGAGUGAAGUUGAGAACAAGAGCCAGCCUUUUACUCCACCAAUAAUGUUUGAGGAGGGACAGGAUGAAGAGGACGAUGAUGAAUGGGUUGAUGACGACGAUGGCGAGGAUUGGAGUGACGAUAAUUCCGAUUUAUGGUGA